AUGGUUUUUACAAAUGGGUCAAGUUUUUAUUUGAACGCUUCUCUCUCUCUCUCUCUCUCUCUCUCUCUCUCUAACUCCUUCUACCUCCCUGGUGUCGCUCCCCAGGAUUUUUUCAAGGGGGAUGUCUUGAAGGUAAAAGUAAACAAACUGUCUUCCACAAAGACCCAACUCCCUUAUUCUUACUAUUCCAUCCCUUAUUGUCGCCCACAAGAAAUAGUUGACAGUGCCGAGAAUCUUGGGGAAGUUCUUCGUGGUGAUCGUAUAGAAAAUUCUCCUUAUGAGUUCCGAAUGCGAGUGCCAUGGAUGUGCAAUAUCGUGUGUCGCAUAACACUUAAUGAGAAAACAGCCAGAGAAUUUAAGGAGAAAAUAGACGAUGAGUAUCGAGUCAACAUGAUAUUGGACAAUUUGCCUUUGGUUGUUCCUGUAACGAGGUUGGAACAGGACUCUCAUGUCCUAUAUCAGCAUGGAUAUCUUGUUGGUCGCAAAGUAUGGUAUGCGGGUAUGAAGGUAGAGAAGUAUUUUAUCAACAACCAUUUAACAUUCACAGUCAAGUUUCAUAAGGACGAACAACUGGAUUCUGCAAGAAUUGUGGGAUUUGAAGUUAAAGCUUUCAGUGUUAAACAUCAAUACGAUGGUGAAUGGAGUGACGAUACUCGCCUUACAACCUGUGACCCUCAUGCGAAAAAGCUGGUCAACGGCUCUGACCUGCCACAAGAGGUUGAAGAUAAGAAGGAAAUCAUCUUCACAUAUGAUGUUGAGUUUCAGGAAAGUGAUGUUAAAUGGGCAUCCAGAUGGGAUACUUAUCUUCUAAUGGCUGAUGAUCAAAUUCACUGGUUUUCAAUCGUCAAUUCUCUUAUGAUCGUUCUUUUUCUAUCGGGAAUGGUGGCAAUGAUCAUGUUGAGAACACUUUACCGCGAUAUCUCCAAGUACAACCAAUUGGAAACGCAAGAAGAAGCCCAAGAAGAUACAGGUUGGAAGCUCCUCCAUGGAGAUGUUUUCCGCCCGCCUGUAAAUUCUGAUCUGUUAUGUGUUUAUGUCGGAACCGGUGUUCAGUUUUUCGGUAUGAUGCUGGCUGCCAUGAUCUUUGCUGUUCUUGGGUUUCUGUCGCCUUCAAACCGCGGUGGGCUCAUGACCGCCCUGCUCCUACUCUGGGUCCUCAUGGGCAUAUUUAGCGGCUAUGCAACCGCCCGCCUUUACAAAACCUUCAAAGGGUCGGAAUGGAAAACCAUCACCCUCAAAACCGCCUUUAUGUUCCCGGGAGUUGUGUUCGCCAUUUUCUUUGUGCUAAAUGGUCUGAUUUGGGGCGAGAAAUCUUCUGGAGCGGUGCCAUUCGAAACCAUGUUUGCUUUGGUGUUCUUAUGGUUCUGUAUCUCGGUUCCACUGGUGUUUGUGGGAGGUUAUAUCGCUUUCAAGAAGCCAACCAUGGAAGAUCCAGUGAAAAGCAAUAAGAUCCCGAGGCCAAUUCCAGAUCAAUCAUGGUAUAUGAGCUCAACUUUCUCGAUCUUGAUCGGUGGCAUACUUCCAUUCGGUGCAGUUUUCAUUGAGCUCUUUUUCAUCUUAACUUCAAUAUGGCUGCAUCAGUUUUACUACAUCUUUGGGUUCCUUUUCAUCGUGUUCAUCAUCUUGCUGGUGACCUGUGCUGAGAUCACGAUCGUGUUAUGCUAUUUCCAGCUGUGUAGCGAAGACUAUCGGUGGUGGUGGAGAUCGUAUCUUACAUCGGGUUCAUCGGCUCUUUACCUGUUUAUAUACGCGAUUACAUAUUUCUUCACGAAGCUGAACAUCACGAAGCCGGUUUCGGGUAUAUUGUACUUUGGGUAUAUGCUGAUUGCAUCGUAUUCCUUCUUUGUUUUAACGGGUACGAUUGGUUUCUGUGCUUGCUUCUGGUUCACUAGGCUUAUUUACUCUUCUGUCAAGAUCGAUUAGACAAGUUGUUAUACAAAUUUGUUAAUUGGGUUUAACAUCAACAAAUGAUAUUGAUCUAUCAU
Cynara cardunculus var. scolymus (artichoke) is the source of this 1985-nucleotide messenger RNA. RefSeq names its product transmembrane 9 superfamily member 8-like. Lineage: Eukaryota; Viridiplantae; Streptophyta; Magnoliopsida; Asterales; Asteraceae. Gene Ontology annotation, cellular component: membrane. The record is from RefSeq and is a predicted model, not a curated record. Bases 1 to 1923 code for a protein of 640 amino acids. The transcript has 8 exons. Gene Ontology annotation, biological process: protein localization to membrane.